Molecule: messenger RNA, 1584 nt
Organism: Vicia villosa (hairy vetch)
Lineage: Eukaryota; Viridiplantae; Streptophyta; Magnoliopsida; Fabales; Fabaceae
Exons: 3
Coding region: 1-1584 (527 amino acids)
Source: RefSeq, a predicted model, not a curated record
AUGCCAUAUGCUCAGCUUCUUCCUCAAUUUCUUGCUAAUCAGUUGGUCCAGCUUCGCGAACUUGGUCCCCCACCUGACCCUCUUCCACCGGGAUAUGAUGCUAAUGCUCGAUGUGAAUUUCAUUCACGGGCUCCAGGCCACACGAUUGAAAAGUGUAGAGCAUUGAAAUGCAAAGUUCAGGAUCUCAUUGAUGACAAGAUUAUUUCAUUCACUCCUACUGGUCCCAAUAUGUUGUAUAAUCCUAUGCCUCCCCACGCAGGUACGACCAAUGCCAUUGAAUUGUGCGAUGAACAAGUCUUGGUAACUGAUGUUGAUGAGAUUAAGAUGUCACUUGCAACUGUUAAAGAACGUCUUAUGCAACAAGGGGUCUUGCAUGAGCUCCACGACUUUUGUUUACAAUGUUCCUCUAAUCCAGAAGAGUGUGCUAGAUUGAGAGAUGAAAUUCAGAAGAUGAUGGACGAAGGUAUUCUCAGAGUUGAAAGAGUUGUUUUUGAUGAAGAUGUGGCUACUUUGGAAAUUCCUUACUAUCCUGCGAAUGUGUCGAGAGCUCAAGGUACUCCUCUGUUGAUUCAGGCUCUAACUACUCAUUUGAAACAUGAUUAUCCUCUGGUGGGUAACCCAGACGACACUAAUAUUGCUGGAACUAGUGGUAUCACUCGUAGUGGCAAAAUCUUUGCUGCUCCACCGCCACUUCCCAAAGAGACCAACAAGGAUGUUAAUGCUCAGACUAAGGGUAAGCAAGUUUUUGUCGAUCCGCCUAAAUCUAGUACUACACAAGAUGCUGAGCAGCUUCUGCGAAUUAUUAAGAAAAGUUAUUAUAAAGUGGUUGAUCAGUUGGACCAAACUCAGGCUAAGAUUUCCAUCUUCUCUCUUCUGGUGCAUUCAGAGGCUCACCGAAACACUUUGAUGAAGAUCCUAGGCUCUGCUCAUGUUACUCAAGACAUUACUGUGCCUCAGUUCGAAGGGGUUGUAACCAAUAUUGCUGCUGGCAAUUGUUUGGGUUUUUGUGAUGACGAGCUCCCACCUGAAGGUAGAGCAUACAACAAAGAAUUGCAUAUCUUUAUAAGGUGUUUGAAUACUGUGUUGUCUCGAGUUUUGAUUUAUACAGGGUCUUCCCUUAAUGUGAUACCUAAGGCCACUUUGUUCAAGCUGAGUAUGGAUGGGGUCAUGAUGAGGCCUUGUACUAUGAGUGUCCGAGUGUUUGAUGGUUCUAGAAGGUCCGUAGAAGGAGAAAUUGAUCUACCUGUCAAGAUUGGUCCUUACACAUUCUAUAUUGCCUUCUAUUGUUUGAAAUUCAUUGUGAGUGACAAAAUUGUUGUGAUCACCGGUGAGGAAGAUGUGGUAAUCAACAAUCUGACAAUGCACCAUUAUGUGGAAGGGGACAGAGAAAUGCAUGAAACUCCCUUCCAAGCCUUAGAAAUUGUGUCGGUUGACAGAUUUCCUGUGUUUGAAGGUAAAAAGAAAUCUGAGGUGCCUUUAUCUUCUUUGAGUCAUGCCAAGGCCCUUUUGGAAGCUGGAGUCCCUCGUGAUGCUUGGGGCAAGGUGAUUGACGUACGUGAAAAGCAGGAUAAGUUCGGUCUCUGA